CCGGGGUCGACGUCCUCGGAGAGUUCGGAGAAGUGCGCACGCGCACUGACCCCGACAGGCCUUAGCAACCAGAGCAGUGACAGUAGCAACGGCCGGAAUGGCAAAAGCAACAACAAUCAAAGAAGCCCUAGCCAAAUGGGAAGAGAAAACCAGUCAGAAGCCAUCCGAAGCCAAAGAGAUAAAGCUUUAUGCCCAGAUUCCCCCUAUAGAGAAGAUGGAUGCAUCCUUGUCCACACUUGCUAAUUGCGAGAAGCUUUCACUGUCUACAAACUGCAUUGAAAAAAUUGCCAACCUGAAUGGCUUAAAAAACUUGAGGAUAUUGUCUUUAGGAAGAAACAACAUAAAGAACUUAAAUGGACUGGAAGCCGUCGGGGACACAUUAGAAGAACUGUGGAUUUCCUACAAUUUUAUUGAGAAGUUGAAAGGGAUCCAUGUAAUGAAGAAAUUGAAGAUUCUCUACAUGUCUAAUAACCUGGUGAAGGACUGGGCUGAAUUUGUAAAGCUAGCAGAACUGCCCUGCCUGGAAGACUUGGUGUUUGUAGGCAAUCCCUUGGAAGAGAAACAUUCUUCUGAGGGCAACUGGAUUGAAGAGGCAACCAAGAGAGUGCCCAAACUGAAAAAGCUGGACGGUACCCCAGUAAUUAAAGAAGAUGAGGAAGAAGAUAACUAACACCACGUUUUCUGCUUUAUGUUAACUUAUUUAAAUGUCGUAAGAACAAUAGAUAAGUUUUGUAUAAUUGUCUAUUUUAAAGAUUCUGUGUGGGCAAAACAUUCUUAAGAUAAAACAAAUCUCUCAUUCUUAUCUAUUUUUUUCUUAACCUCUUCACUGUUCCUCCCCCAGAACGGUAACCCCAACUCUAUAUAUUCUAGUCCUCUUCUUAGAAACUACAAACUUCCAAUUUUUGUCUUCAGUCCCAAUUAUGUAUUUCGUGGCCCCAUCCACUGCAACGUGUAUAGACCAGUCAUUUUUAACAACAAAGGAACAAAUGUGGUUCUUUAUUCAGUUUGUUUAGCUUUCUUUCAGGCCAGACAUUUAAAUAUAUAUACUUAACUUUUGAAUCUGUAGACCAUCUUUCCUGAAGGUCCAUCUCCUUAUGACUCAGAAGCACAAGUGUGUCAUGCCUGUGGUUCAGAAGGCAGCAUGGUGAUGGGAAGUGUUCCUCUUAGAAAUACAGCAGCAGCCCUGGAACCAAGACUCCCAAGUUCAGUUGGAAAAGUUAUGGUGAAAAAAGGAAAAUUAACAUCUUAGAGGCCUUAUAGCCCACGUUACAUUUACCUAUUUGUUUUUCCAAAAAUGUGUGGAUUGUCAACUGGAAUUUAGGUUGCGUUUACAUGUUUGGCCACUUGAGUCACUGUGCACAGUCAGUCAUUCUGUGAUUUAGGUCAGUGGUUAAAAUGACUGUCAUGAUCAUUCCUUUGACCAAUACUGUGGCCAUCUUACUCAUGUGGACCUGACCUUAGGCACACUUUUUGGUUUAUAGUUCCUUAUGUGUUGUAUGAGGAAAUAUAUAUAAGCAGUAGUUAUAUUCGAAUUCCUAGCCUAAAUGUUGGCCAUUCAUGUAUGUCAAAAUUUGCCCUAAUAAUUAACUUUGGUCUGUUGACCAUCAUGUUGGGAGAAGUGAUUGUUAUAAGGGUAUAGAACUUAAAGACCGAAUUUGGUACCUUUCAAUAAAUGAAAUUUAGUAUUUCAAAAUAUACUUUUAGAAAAGUUUUAAAUUAAACAGCUCUUAAAAUGGCUUAUGUAAGUGGUUGUGAAGGGAAAAGAGAAGAGGUGUUUUCAUUACAGGAUCCCAGACAAAUGGCAAUUUUUUGAGGAUUGCCUCCUCUGUAAAGCAUUGUAGGUGAUUUAGCCUCAAAAUUGCAAAGCAAUAGUUGGAUGCAGAGCUUAGAAUUUAUCAUAUAAGAAAAAAAAUUAUUCUUGAAAAGUGCAAGAUAUGGCAGUCAGUAAUGAGAUGAAGCCCAUAGCAGGCCCUGACGGAAGCGCUGAUAGAUUGCAGAAAGAAGUCAGAGGCCUCUGCCAGUACGUGCCUCAAGUCCCUCGGUCGGAGACGCUGAUUCUUGUUUCCCUAUUUUCUUGUAUAAAGUCAAAGAGGGGAGUCAUUUUUAAAAAGUGAUUGCGUAAGUAGUCCUGAAUUUCAGAAGUUCUUAGCUAUCAUUUAAGCAGGAAUUACGUGCUUUCUCUGAGUCACUCUGAUCAAAAGGGAUCACUGCUUCGACAAUCAAUUCUAAAUACAAACAACAGGAGGGAAAAUUAGUCCCACACUUUUUAGCUUCCUUUCAACUCUUUCUUACAAUCUGAUAGGAAGAAAUCUUUACUCUGACUGGCUUCUACAUUCAAAGCUUCUGGGUAUUUCUUUUGUGAGCCAGAGGCAAUGAGCAGUGAUGUUGAAGGCCCAUAAGCUAAGAGAGAAGAUGAUCUUCUUUACUUGUAGUUUGCACUUCAUCUAGUGGGCAUCUAAGCCAUAUUGCUAUAUAUGGGUAUAUUUUCUAAAAAUUAUUCUGGAAGUGAAUAUGGUAGUAGAGAAUGGAUGACUUCAUAUUGAAUUUAUUUGUAAAAUGGCUUACAGUGUUGGUGUUUGUUUUUCCUGAAUUCUGUAAUAUAGAAACUAA
Molecule: messenger RNA, 2610 nt
Organism: Equus quagga
Lineage: Eukaryota; Metazoa; Chordata; Mammalia; Perissodactyla; Equidae
Gene: DNAL1
Product: dynein axonemal light chain 1
Exons: 8
Coding region: 98-670 (190 amino acids)
Cellular component (GO): cytoplasm
Molecular function (GO): protein kinase binding
Source: RefSeq, a predicted model, not a curated record